CCGAAUCAUAUCCAGCCCAAGCACUAUAUCUGGCAUCAUGUGGUAGCAUUCUGGAAUGAAGAUGGAAGAUAUAUGGUAUCGGGAUUGUGCUUCAGUAUCUAUCCGCGAGAAGACAGGCACUCACCUAUUCAUCUGAAGCAGUUGCCAUACUUUGCCUCAUCAUGCGUUGCUCAAUCACAACUCUGCUAGCCCUGCUAGCGAGCACUACUUAUGCGGCUGUUGGAGAUUGGCAGCAGUGUGGUGGUACGAACUGGUCUGGAGAGACAACAUGCAACUCAGGUGCUGGCUGCGUCAAGAUCAAUGACUAUUACUCUCAAUGCCAACCCGGUGCUGCGCCUGCACCUGCGCCUACGCCUACGCCUGGACCCUCCACUAUGUCUACUGUGCCAGUACCGACAUCUACAACAGUCUCGCCAGGUGCACCCACCGUCAGCAGCACCCCAGCAGGCACCGGGCCGGGCAAGACACUCCAAAGCGGCUACUAUUGGAUCCGCGGAGUCGCAGCCCCCAACUUCCACAAAUACUUCCAAACGAACCCUCUCUACUCGACCGGUCCUGCCCUCCUCGGCGACUACACGACAGCUGGCCAGUUCCAAGUCGUCAGCGGCCAGUUGGUCCAACUUGUCUCCGCGCCCGGCGAGCCCGUCAAACUUCUUUACGCCGUAGUAUCCGAGGAGCGCUCCAUCAACGGCAUGUCUCUCGCUGUCAGCUUCUCAGAGAGCAAGAACACGUACGGUACGUUUGCGUGGGGCGGAGAUGAUCUUCAGUGGAGUGUUGCGGGUGUUAAUCGGCCGAACAAGAGUGCAUGGUAUGUGUGCACUGGGCAGAAGUUGUAUAUCAAUCUCGGGAACUACUUGUAUCAGACGCCGAGUGGAUGCGCUGAUCAGACUGUGCAUUACUACAACGAUAAGACGGCGAACAACUAGGACACACAAGCAUGCCAUCUGUCGGAAGGACUUGGACGGCAGAGCGAAGAAGAUUUGGGAAUGAGAUAAAUCAAUUGAGUUGAGUAAAUUACUGAGGCCGACAAGAAGAGCAUCACUCCUAGGAGCACAUGCUCAAUUCAGUCGUACCGCGCCAUCUACCAUCUCAGUAUCAUAUCCCAGGUAUUUCAUAUCUACACAUACCACUGUAGUGUUUUUCCUCUCUACCAGACCCUAUUCUUCACCCGAGUCUUCCCCAUCAUCUUUUCCGCCUAACAGAGAUAGCCGAUAACAUCGCCGGCGGUAGCGCAGUUGGCCAUCUUGGGGUAAUCGCACUGGCUACCAUUGUUGCCAGGCUCACAGCGGAAGUACGAGCAGUC
This is a messenger RNA of Alternaria rosae, 1303 nucleotides long. RefSeq lists its product as uncharacterized. Gene Ontology annotation, molecular function: cellulose binding. NCBI's taxonomy places the organism in Eukaryota, Fungi, Ascomycota, Dothideomycetes, Pleosporales, Pleosporaceae. Gene Ontology annotation, cellular component: extracellular region. Gene Ontology annotation, biological process: carbohydrate metabolic process. The transcript has 3 exons. The coding region runs from base 162 to 926 and encodes 254 amino acids. The record is from RefSeq and is a predicted model, not a curated record.